AUGCUUAUUAUUACGCACGGUAAAAGUUUUACAAAGACAAGUUUGUUCACCAAUGUGGAUAGUAUAGUACCUGCGAAACCUGAUCUAGAGGACUUUUGGAGAGUAGAGUCCAUUGGUAUUUUAGAUAAACAAAACACUUCCGACGAUGAAAUGGCCAUGAAAAUGUUUCUAGAUUAUCUACAGUUUGAAAAUGGACGUUAUCAGGUCACAUGGCCUUUGACUGAAGACUGUCCGGAUUUACCAGUAAAUAGAGAGCUGGCUGUUGGUCGUUUGAAAAGUUGUGUAAACAAAAUGAAAAACAAACCUGAUCUAUUACAGAAAUACGUUGCAGUGAUGAAGGAUCAACUGAGCAAGGGUGUUAUUGAGAAAGUAGUACAGUCAAAAACAGCGGGCUUGGUACACAACUUACCUCACCACGCGGUUAUUACACCACAAAAGGCAACAACAAAGAUACGAGUCGUAUACGACGCAUCCGCAAGAACACGAAAAGAAAACAAAAGCUUAAAAGAGUGCAUGUAUAGAGGACCUGUGAUGCUUCAAGACCUCUGUGGUAUGCUACUACGAUUUAGAAUACAACAUGUAGCAGUAGUUGCUGACAUAGAAAAGGCGUUUCUCCAGAUUGGAUUGCAGUCUAAUCAACGUGAGGGGACACGAUUUCUUUGGCUGAGGGACUUUGAAAAACCUAUAUUUGAUGCUGAUAAUAUUCAGGAAUACCGAUUUUGCAGAGUACCUUUCGGUGUCAUCAGCAGUCCGUUUCUACUGGGAGCUACUGUAGAUUACCAUUUAAAAUCUGAAAACGAUGAAAUCGCAGAAAAGCUAAGAAACAACAUAUAUGUAGAUAAUGUUAUAUCUGGAGCCGAAAAUACAAGUGAAGCUAUUAAGUUAUACACAACGUCGAAAUCGAUGUUUGCAGACGCAUCCAUGAAUUUAAGGGAAAGGAUAACGAAUAGCGAGGUGGUUAAUGAGUUCAUUCCGAAAGAGGACAGAGCAUUCACUUACUCAGUAAAAGUUCUUGGACAUUGCUGGAAUGUCAAAGAAGACACGAUAAAUUUGUUAAAACCGAAGGUCGUGUUGGAUCAGCAAGAGUUGACAAAACGUAGCGUGUUAAAAUGUUUUGCUUCCGUCUUUGAUCCUCUUGGGUUACUUUCGCCAGUACUCUUACAAGGAAAAGUGCUUCUACAAUCGUUAUGGCAGAAAAAUCACGAUUGGGACGAAGAAAUAAGUACUGAAGAUCGAAUGAAAAUGUCCGACACUGUAUCAGACAUCAACAAGAUAGACACAUUUCAUACACCAAGGAAGGUUUGUGAACUUCAUGGAACAGUAACGUAUUCCUUGUUGUGUUUCUGUGAUGCCUCAGAGAAAGCAUAUUCUACGGUUAUAUAUCUUCACACACAUCAAGCUUAA
Mercenaria mercenaria is the source of this 1404-nucleotide messenger RNA. RefSeq lists its product as uncharacterized. Bases 1 to 1404 code for a protein of 467 amino acids. The transcript has a single exon. Lineage: Eukaryota; Metazoa; Mollusca; Bivalvia; Venerida; Veneridae. The record is from RefSeq and is a predicted model, not a curated record.